Molecule: messenger RNA, 741 nt
Organism: Eptesicus fuscus (big brown bat)
Lineage: Eukaryota; Metazoa; Chordata; Mammalia; Chiroptera; Vespertilionidae
Gene: TNFRSF17
Product: TNF receptor superfamily member 17
Exons: 3
Coding region: 1-534 (177 amino acids)
Biological process (GO): tumor necrosis factor-mediated signaling pathway
Molecular function (GO): signaling receptor activity
Source: RefSeq, a predicted model, not a curated record
AUGGCUCAGCAGUGCCUCCAAAAUGAAUAUUUUGACAGAUUGCUGAAUGAUUGCAAACCGUGUCACCUUCGGUGUUCUAAUACCCCUCCUCUCAUAUGUCAGCGUUACUGUAAUACAAUGAAAGGAACAAAUGCCAUUCUCUGGACCUGUUUGGGCCUGAGCUUGCUGAUGUCUUUGACAGUUUUCGCGCUGAUGAUCUUGCUAAGGAAGAUGAGCUCCGAACCAUCGAAGGACGAAUUUAAAAGCACAGGAUCACCUCUCCAGCAUGAGGCGAAUGCUGACCUGGAUGACAGGAAAGGUAGCAGGACCGGUGAGGAAAUUCUUUCCAGAAGCCUGGAGUACACAGUAGAAGACUGCACCUGUGAAGACUGUGUCAAGAGCCAACCAAAGGUCGAUUCUGACCAUUUCUUUCCACUCCCAGCGAUGGAGGAAGGCGCAACCAUCCUUGUCACCACGAAAACGAACGACUACUGCAGUGGCCUGCUAGCUGCUGAGAGUCUCACAAGGAUGGAGAAAUCCAUCUCCACCAGAUAAUUAACCAUUUUGAGUGUUGCAGAGCUACUUUGAAAAUCUUUUGUCAGAGGAAAGGAUGGUGUAUCAGGUGUCUUUAGGAUGAUUGUUAUCAGUGGCCCACAGAGCUUUCUGUCCUCUAAUUCUAGAAAAUCAUUAUGUUAGAUAUAUUUCUCUAUCUUACUGUUGGGAGCUUAACCGUGGAAACUUCAUUGGUUUCAAUGAUUAAAU